Molecule: messenger RNA, 915 nt
Organism: Myodes glareolus (Bank vole)
Lineage: Eukaryota; Metazoa; Chordata; Mammalia; Rodentia; Cricetidae
Source: RefSeq, a predicted model, not a curated record
CAUGAAGCCACUCUUCAAUAUAGCAGAUAAGAUUUGUUUUGUGAAUGACCCAUGGCCCCAGCACAAGUACAAUAAAUUGUACACAGUAGACUACUUGAGCAAUAUGGUUGGAGGGAGAAAAAUGCUGUAUUUCAACCAGUCCACUUACUUCUUGAAAAAGAUGGUUGCUGCCUCCAUUAAAGAUGGAGAUGCUGUGUGGUUUGGCUGUGAUGUUGGAAAACACUUCAUUGGCAAGCUGGUCCACAGUGACAAGAAUGUCUACGACCAUGAGUUAAUGUUUGGUGUCUCCUUGAAGACCAUGAAUAAAGCCGAGAGGUUGGCUUUCAGUGAGUCACUCAUGACCCACUCCAUGACCUUCACUGCUGUCUCAGAGAAGGAUGAUCAGCAUGGUGUAUUCGUGAAAUUGAGAGUAGAUAAUUCAUGGGGUGGAGACCACGGCCACAAAGGUUACCUGUGCAUGACCCAUGAGUGGUCCUCCGAGUACGUCUACGAGGUGGUGGUGGACAGGAAGCAUGUUCCAGAAGAGGUGCUGGCUGUCUUAGAGCAGGAGCCCAUUGCCCUGCUGGCAUGGGCCCCAUGGGGGCUUUGGCUGAGUGAGUGGCACUGCUUCCAGCUCUUUCCUCCUCCCAUGGGAUCGGAUAUAGCUGCCAAGGACAGAUUCAGGGACUGAAACCAAAGUUACAUGGGGGGCUGUUCCCACAAGACACAGGUAGAAACUUGGGUUCCCAAUCUCCUCCAGGAAUCUCUUUGGGAAAGAUGCUUUAUGCUGAAACAAAAUAUUCACAAGGAAAAAAAGAAAAAGGGAGAGCACUGUUUGCUCUCCUCAUCUCUGAUGGCUCAGGAUCUCUUAGCAUCUUAAUCAGAUGUAAUUGUCCUAACUGUCAUAGUCUUUGUGUUUGUAGUAAGAGAAUAAGA